This is a messenger RNA of Pipistrellus nathusii (Nathusius's pipistrelle), 381 nucleotides long. The record is from the annotation of a GenBank genome assembly. NCBI's taxonomy places the organism in Eukaryota, Metazoa, Chordata, Mammalia, Chiroptera, Vespertilionidae.
AUGCUGGGGAAAGGGGACCUUAGAGACUGUGGGCCUGGAAAUAAAACUCUCUUGACUGACACCCCACUGUUCCCCAGCCUGCACCUGUCUCACCUCUGCAAGGUUCAGGUUCCUAGUGGCCCCUCCCAGGGUCCCUGCCCUUCCUCCCUGGGACUCCGUGGAGCUAAAAGGUCCAGGAAUCCCCACCAGAGGGAGGCUCAGGGGGGCGGGCUGGGGCCAGGGAGGAUGUGCAGGGGUGAGGAUGGUGUCAGGGCCACGCCAUUUGGUAGUGGGUGCUGGGCAGAGAGGAGCUGGACUUGGGGAACUGAUCUGAAAGGGACUGGGAAUAGGGCUGGAUAUUUGGUAUUAAAAAAGGUCUCCGAGAACGAGCGGUCUGUCUGA